AUGGGAAAGAUCACAGUCAACGAAGCCAAAGGCAAACAACGCCAUAACCCCUUGAUGAAGGAUAUUUCCUCGCAGAAGGGGAACUUGAGGACUUUACCUAGAUCUUCCCGUGUUACGAAGGAGAAAGAAGAAACAGAAGAAGGCUUCUUAGAUGCAGCCUCCUCGAGAAGAAUCUUACAGUUGGCUAAGGAACAACAAGAAGAGUUGAAAGAAGAAGAAAAUGUUGUACCUCCUACCUUUGGUGAAUCUCUUAGAUCAAAUGACCAAGAUGACCUCGAAGAAAGCGAGGAAGAUGAGGAGGAAUACUCUGAUUUUGAAGAGGAAAUUUUGGAAGAAGAAGUCGAAAUUGAUGAAAAGGAUGCAGAGUUAUUCAAUAAGUACUUUCAAAACAACGGUACAGGAAAUUCCAUCAAUUUGGCUGAUAAGAUUUUGGCAAAGAUUCAAGAAAAGGAGAGCCAGUCUCAGGCCACGGAAAGACCUGUUGAUGCUGUUCUUUUGCCACCAAAGGUUAUUGCUGCAUACGAAAAGAUCGGCCAAAUCUUAUCAACUUACACGCAUGGUAAGUUACCAAAAUUAUUCAAGGUCUUACCUUCGUUAAAAAACUGGGAGGAUGUUCUUUUCGUGACCAACCCUGAAGCAUGGACCCCACAUGCAGUCUAUGAAGGCACAAAGCUUUUUGUAUCCAAUUUGCAAGCAAAUGAAGCACAGAAGUUUGUUGAAAACGUAUUAUUGGAAAGAUUCAGAACUUCCAUCGCAGAUUCAGAGGAUCAUUCUUUGAACUAUCAUAUUUACAGAGCAUUAAAGAAAUCUUUAUAUAAACCAGCAGCAUUUUUCAAAGGAUUCUUACUUCCUCUAGUGGACUCUUUCUGUUCAGUUAGAGAAGCUACCAUUGCUGCAUCGGUUUUGGCAAAAGUCUCUGUGCCAGUCUUACAUUCCUCUGUUGCAUUGACACAAUUACUUCAACGUGAGUUCAAACCAUCAACAACCGUAUUUGUACGUGUUCUUAUUGAGAAGAAGUACGCAUUACCAUAUCAAACCAUCGAUGAGUUAGUAUUCUACUUCAUGAGAUUCAGAAAUGCUGCACAAGAUCGUGACGCCAUGGACACUGAGGCUAAUGAGUCUGGACCACAACUCCCUGUUGUCUGGCACAAAGCUUUCCUUGCAUUUGCUCAACGUUAUAAGAAUGACAUCACUGAUGACCAAAGAGACUUCUUGUUAGAAACGGUUAGACAAAGAUUUCAUCAUGCAAUCGGCCCUGAGAUUCGUAGAGAAUUGUUGGCAGGACAACCAAGAGUUCCCGAGGUACCUACUAAGGAAGCCACAAUGAUCGAUGCAUUCUAA
Molecule: messenger RNA, 1341 nt
Organism: Suhomyces tanzawaensis NRRL Y-17324
Lineage: Eukaryota; Fungi; Ascomycota; Pichiomycetes; Serinales; Debaryomycetaceae
Gene: ENP1
Product: snoRNA-binding rRNA-processing protein
Exons: 1
Coding region: 1-1341 (446 amino acids)
Biological process (GO): rRNA processing
Cellular component (GO): nucleolus; cytoplasm; preribosome, small subunit precursor
Molecular function (GO): snoRNA binding
Source: RefSeq, a predicted model, not a curated record